CAUACCCAUUCACACCACACAACCAUAUAAAUCUCCCUUCCUACCUCUCUUCCCAUCUUUCUCUCUCCUCUCAUCUCAUCCCAUCAUCUGAUAAAUCACAAUUGCAUUCCUUCUGGUGCAAGUAUUUAACAUCAUCAUAUAUAGACGCGCUUAUAUAUAUAUAUAUUGAUGAUGGAGGGUCAUCAUAGUCAUCACCAUAUUAAUCCCCAUCAUCACCACCAUCGUCCACAGCUGCAGCCACAUCCGCAGCCGCAGCAUGUUAACGUCGGCCUAGUAGAUUCGCCCGCUGAUCGGUUCCCCCAAUGGAGCGUGCAGGAAACGAAGGAGUUCCUGAUGAUCAGGGGGGAGCUCGACCAGAGCUUCAUGGAGACCAAGCGGAACAAGCUCCUCUGGGAGGUCAUCUCGAACAAGAUGAAGGAACUCGGAUACAACCGGAGCGCCGAGCAGUGCAAGUGCAAGUGGAAGAAUCUCGUCACCCGAUAUAAGGGAUGUGAGACGAUGGAACCGGAAGUUAUGAGGCAACAAUUCCCGUUCUACAAUGAGAUGCAGACGAUCUUUGCUGCGAGGAUGCAAAGGAUGCUGUGGGCUGAGGCCGAGGGAGGAGCAAGCAGCUCGAAGAAAAAGGCAUCGCAGCUGUCUUCGGACGAAGAGGACGAGAACGAGGAUAGCGAGGGUGAGCAGAAAGCUAGGAGCUCUCGGCAGAAGAAGAAGAAGGCGAAGUCGGGCAAUAUGAGUGCUGCCUCAACUAGCAGCAACAGCAGUAGUGAUAAGUUGGUGAAGUUGCUGGAGGACUUCAUGAAGCAGCAAGUGCAAAUGGAGAUGCAAUGGAGGGAGGCGUUCGAGGCGAGGGAGAACGAGCGGAGGAUGAGGGAGAUGGAGUGGAGGCAGACAAUGGAGGCGCUCGAGAAUGAGAGGAUCAUGAUGGACCGGAGGUGGAGGGAGAGGGAGGAGCAGAGGAGGAUUAGAGAGGACGCUAGGGCUGAGAAGAGGGACGCUCUCAUCACGGCGCUCCUCAACAAGCUCAGAUCAAGAGGAGACAUGUAGCAUUCAUAGCAGGUGAUCGAUCCCUCUGAAUUUCUUUUCCUUAAUGAGUUAGUUGUUGACGGAAAGAGGGGAGACGAAGCAACAUUAAGAGGUAAUUUAACUUUGUUCUUCGCAAUUAGUCCCCACAACCUCAUGAUCUGAUCUCUAAUUAAGAUAGAAAGAAAUUGUGAAUUUUCUUUGCUGAGCUGCAUGCAAAAUUAUUCUUUCAUGGAAUAAUAUUAUGUCUCCUAGUUUUCUUCUCGUGCUACACUAAGCUGAGAAAAUGACCAUGGACAAUUUCUUUGCUGAGCUGCAUGCUAAAUUAUUCUUUCAUGGAAUAAUAUUAUGUCUCCUAGUUUUCUUCCGAUGCUACACUAUGCUGAGAAAAUGACCAUGACCACAUAUUACUUAGCUCUUUUUUCGGUAAUCAAACUACUCAACUCUUAGUUAGCUAGUUAAUUAGUAGAGUUACACAUCCACCGAAAAAAAAGUGGAGCGGAGUAUACACACACGAAAUAUAUUAUAUAUGUAGUGUUAUUUCACAUCCGGUCGAGUUUGUAAAUAUUCCAUACUAAUCUCAUGUGAUCUAGAACGCCCUUAUAUUACAUUUGCUUCCCUCGUAUAUAUGUACAUAUAAGUAAUAAAAGGCAACAUAUAUGGACUCUCUAAACUGGCAGAUAAAAAAAGCACGAGUAUAUUGUAACGGAAAAAAUACAUAAAUAUAUUCAUAUUAAAAAAGUAAUAAUUAUGUCAAACACAUAUUUGGAUUAGCCUUCGUUACUGGUAUAUAUUUUUAAGGUUAUUAGUUAAUUAAUUGAUCAUGACAUAUGUUUAGUUCGCAUGCCAUGUUCGAUUUGGUAAGUGCUUCUUUUCAAAUUUCACAAGUAUAAACGAAUAGAUAUAUAGAGUUCAUAAUAAUUAGAUAGGUAUAUUUGGCUUGUAAUUGCAUGUGAUGUGCAAACAAGAAUGAAACCUUUGUUUUGGCCCUUUCUUAAUUACAGGACACCAUCCAUUAAUAUAAUUUCUUCGAGAAAUGACGACUUUUCUGCUUGUCUAUCACAUAUUAGGUUCUAUUUAAUCAUUGAUCUUACAUGGCAUACAUCAGAAUUUUUAAAAUCAAUAUUAGUUAAUUUGUGAAAUUAAUAAUUAAAGGCUUAUUUUGAGGGGCUCCAUUGCAUUACAACUUGCAUUUUUUGAAUUCGCGUUAUUGCAUGGUUCUUCUCUCUUCCUGUUUCAAUGCAUGAUAUGCUCGUUUAUUCACACACACUCACACACAUAUCGUUUACUUGUUUAAUAAUCAUUAAAUAAGUUCAUUGAUACAUAAAGACGAUUACAUACUAAUGGAACUAGUUUUUAUCUUGAGGAAAAUUUUGUAUGAUUAAUUUUCUAAUGAGAUUGUUGAUCAUUUUUAAUGAAAUUGCAUGGGGUUGAGCUAGAUCGAUCUAGAGUAUAUAUUAUUUUUCCUGGGUCGCUAACUUUUAAUUUUUCGGCGUGAACCCUAGUAUUCUGACCCCAACUAAUUUAGUCGAGCAAGAUCAGCCCAUUAAGAGGUAAAACUCUUAUAGAGUGGAUUUUCUGCAUUUACAAGGGCUUGAACCCUAGACCUUGCUUAAGCGGAAGAAGUGUUGAACCGCUUAAAUCAACUCACGUUGAUUGCUAAGAUUUAGUUUUAGAUCCAUGAUGACCUUAGUAUGUAAUUUGCAGUUCAUAGUAAUUGCAUGAAUAUCAUAAAUUUGCAUAUGCAUAUCCCCUAGCUAUCCGCAGCAUGUGGUUUUGUGAACAAAAUGUCAUAAUUAAUCCAUGCUUUUAUUGUGUCUUUCCACUUUAAUUAAUAUAACAUGUUUACUAAACUUUCACCCCAAAAAGAAAAAGGUUUAGCUAGACUUCAAUAAUACAUGCAUGAACAUAUAUAUGUACUUACGAAACAUAAUGAAGGUUAUUCAUUAUUUAAAUUAUAAAACAGAAUCUGAGUUAUUGACUUAAUCUCGCCGUAAACUGUCUCCAGCUAUAUAUCAGUUCAUGUAUAUAUACCCUCAAGAGCUAGCUCAUUAACAUCAUAGCUAAAUAAUUGAACCCUAGCUAAGCUAGCUAUCAAAAGCGACGAAUUUUUUCCUUUUUUCAUUUCUUUUUUUCUUUGUGUUCCUCUAAGCAUCUUUGACGUCUCUCUGGACGUGCAUGGGUUCUUAAAAUCUUUUCAAGAUUCGUCAAAUAUAUCUGCAUUUAUAUAUAUACAUGCAUGUGUGUGUGUGUGUGUGUGUGUGGUAUGUUUAAGCUAUAUAUAGCUCAAUUAUUUAUAGAUAUAUACGCGCGCAUAUAUAUACAGCUGUCGUUUGCAGGAAUAUUUUGACUAUGUGUAUCUAUGCGUGUCUGAUCAGCCUCUGAAUAUAUAUUUAGUCCGACAGAAGCUAUACAUGCAUACAUACAUAUACAUUAAGUAUGUAUAAAUGUGUGGGUGCAUCACUUUGCCCCAGAAAGGAAAUGCUCAUCGAUGUCAAAAUUGGGGAACAGCUGAGUACGUUUCAAACCCAAGCAAAAUUCGGAAACCGCGUGGGGUUGGAUGGAGUGGAGGCACCAAUUUUUGUACCUCCUUCAUACGACCACCACAGGAGGAUUGGAUUCCCUUCCCUUCCACUCCACCGACACGGAACGAACCGAUGCUAUACGUCAUUCUUAAAAUGGAAUGAGGCGCCACCUGGCAUGCACCUAUGGCCUACCUAACUACCUCCUUAUACUUAGGAUAAUGUGCCAUUGAGAUGUUAAAUAUGUAUGUAUGUAUAUAUAUAAGUAUAUAGCGCUGUUCUGAGGUUCGUAA
Molecule: messenger RNA, 3835 nt
Organism: Punica granatum (pomegranate)
Lineage: Eukaryota; Viridiplantae; Streptophyta; Magnoliopsida; Myrtales; Lythraceae
Source: RefSeq, a predicted model, not a curated record